AUGGUCCUAGCUGGCCAGGGUGCGCCUGACAUCAGGUUGAUCACCAGCGACGUGGAUGGGACCCUGCUGAACAGCAAGCAAGAGCUGACAGCAGGCGUGGAGCACGCUGUCAGGCUUGCGAGAUCCGUAGGCGUGCCGCUGGUCGUAGCUACCGGGAAGGCGCCCGGGUGCGCAUGGACGAAGAGCGUGCUGCCCCGGCUAGGGCCCCCCUCUCCAGGGGUCUUCAUGCAGGGCCUGCUGGUCUACAACGCCCAGGGCGACCUCAUCCACAGCCGCUGUCUGGAGCGCGCUGUCAUCGACACAUGCAUCGAGUUUGCAGCGCAGCACGGUCUGACACUGGCGGCGUACAGCACGAGCCGCAUAGUUACGGAGCGUACGGACGAGCACACAGACCGGCUCCUCUUCUACGGCGAGCCGACGCCGGAGUCCGUAGGCCCGCUGCACGUCUUCCUAGACGCGCCCGGCAGCGCAGGCUUCCAAAAAAUCAUCCUCAUGGCAACGGAAGCGCGCAUUCAGGAGAUCCGGCCGUCCGCCAUCACCGCUCUGGGGGAUUCUGCCACUCUAACGACAGCGCUGCCCGGCAUGCUGGAGGUGCUGCCACCUGGAGCCUCAAAGGGGGCUGGAGUGGCCUGCCUGCUGAAGGAGCUGGGUCUGGAGCCGCAGCACCUGAUGGCCAUCGGCGACGGGGAGAACGAUGUGGAGAUGCUGCAGAUGGCUGCCAUUGGCGUGGCUGUGGCAAACGGUGGGGCGCCGGCCAAGGCGGCCGCAGAUGUCGCUCUGGAAGUGAGCAACGAUGAGGACGCCGUUGCGCAUGCUAUUGAACGCUUUGUGCUGGCGCCACGAGGGCUGUCGCUGCAAUCUCAGCUAUGA
Molecule: messenger RNA, 870 nt
Organism: Coccomyxa subellipsoidea C-169
Lineage: Eukaryota; Viridiplantae; Chlorophyta; Trebouxiophyceae; Coccomyxaceae
Product: haloacid dehalogenase-like hydrolase
Exons: 5
Coding region: 1-870 (289 amino acids)
Biological process (GO): rRNA processing
Molecular function (GO): metalloendopeptidase activity
Source: RefSeq, a predicted model, not a curated record